UAACCUACCUUUUCGGUCACCCACCUCAAUAAAACCCUACUUUCCCAUAACACUCCACUCACUCUUCACCUUAUUCACUUUUCUGUUACUCUCUACUACUCACUCUUCUUCUUCUCUCUCUGCAUCAACAAUCUUCAAUCAUGGGCAAGGUCAAGAUCGGAAUUAACGGAUUCGGAAGAAUCGGACGUUUGGUUGCUAGGGUUGCUCUCCAGAGAGAUGAUGUUGAACUCGUUGCCGUUAACGAUCCUUUCAUCACCACUGACUACAUGACAUACAUGUUCAAAUACGACAGUGUUCACGGUCAAUGGAAGCAUCACGAGUUGAAGGUCAAGGACGAGAAGACCCUUCUCUUUGGCGAGAAGCCAGUCACUGUUUUCGGAAUCAGGAACCCCGAGGAGAUCCCAUGGGGAUCCGCCGGAGCUGACAUCAUCGUUGAGUCCACCGGAGUCUUCACUGACAAGGACAAGGCUGCUGCCCAUUUGAAGGGUGGUGCUAAGAAGGUUAUUAUCUCUGCUCCCAGCAAAGAUGCCCCCAUGUUUGUUGUUGGUGUUAACGAACACGAAUACAAGCCAGAGCUUGACAUCAUUUCUAAUGCUAGCUGCACUACCAACUGCCUUGCUCCACUUGCCAAGGUCAUCAACGACAGGUUUGGCAUCGUUGAGGGUCUCAUGACCACUGUCCACUCCAUCACUGCCACCCAGAAAACUGUUGAUGGACCAUCCAGCAAAGAUUGGAGAGGUGGAAGAGCUGCCUCCUUCAACAUCAUUCCUAGCAGCACUGGAGCUGCCAAGGCCGUGGGCAAAGUCCUCCCUUCUUUGAAUGGAAAAUUGACUGGAAUGGCUUUCCGUGUUCCCACCGUUGAUGUCUCCGUUGUUGACCUUACAGUGAGGUUGGAGAAGCCUGCCACCUAUGACGAAAUCAAGCAGGCCAUCAAGGAGGAGUCAGAGGGCAAGUUGAAGGGCAUCCUUGGUUACACCGAAGAUGAUGUAGUUUCCACCGACUUUGUUGGCGACAGCAGGUCAAGCAUCUUUGAUGCCAAGGCAGGAAUUGCAUUGAGCAAGAACUUUGUGAAGAUUGUUUCGUGGUACGACAACGAGUGGGGUUACAGCACUCGCGUGGUUGAUCUUAUUGUUCACAUUGCAAAACAGUAAGGUGGUGCUGCUGCAAAGGAGGACUACCGUUGAGUAAUAUGUGUUUAUUAUGUCCAGCUGCAAAGUCUCUGAAUAAAUGUUUUCCCAACCCGUGAUAUGUUACCCGUUGAGGAGUGUUAGCUCUUUCUUUUUUGACUUUUAUGGUUGCCUCUCGUGAAUUAUGGAUUUUGGUUCAUGUAGACUUGCACAUCAAUGUACUCUUUGCUCGGCUUUUUAUUCAUCGCUAUAGUGGAUGAUUUUCACACCAUCCUACAUUUCUCA
Messenger RNA from Arachis duranensis, 1412 nucleotides. RefSeq names its product glyceraldehyde-3-phosphate dehydrogenase GAPC2, cytosolic. The coding region runs from base 141 to 1151 and encodes 336 amino acids. The record is from RefSeq and is a predicted model, not a curated record. Gene Ontology annotation, biological process: glucose metabolic process. Gene Ontology annotation, molecular function: oxidoreductase activity, acting on the aldehyde or oxo group of donors, NAD or NADP as acceptor; NADP binding; NAD binding. The transcript is spliced from 12 exons. NCBI's taxonomy places the organism in Eukaryota, Viridiplantae, Streptophyta, Magnoliopsida, Fabales, Fabaceae.